Molecule: messenger RNA, 2925 nt
Organism: Penicillium cosmopolitanum
Lineage: Eukaryota; Fungi; Ascomycota; Eurotiomycetes; Eurotiales; Aspergillaceae
Exons: 9
Coding region: 1-2925 (974 amino acids)
Biological process (GO): carbohydrate metabolic process
Molecular function (GO): chitin binding; hydrolase activity, hydrolyzing O-glycosyl compounds
Source: RefSeq, a predicted model, not a curated record
AUGUGGCGCGGCUGUGACCCUGUUGAGCAACCUUCGUGUGAUGGAAUCUCAAGUAAGGCAAAUUAUAUUGGAUAUUACGAGGGUUGGAACACUCAGCGAGCAUGCGACAUUGUCGAGCCAGAAAAUAUCAAUGUCCUUCCUUGGACCCAUCUUUACUACAGCUUUGCCUAUAUUGACAAGUCUGAUUUUACUAUCACCACUAUGAACGAUGGUGACGAGGAUGACUGGUCUAAAUUUACCGCCCUGAAAAAAAAAGAAGAGUUCAUUGAAAACAUACCUGUCGAUCGGAGGCUGGGAUCUUGGUGUCGGAAAGCUUUCAUCAAAUCGGCGGUUGAGACCAUGAAGAAAUACGAUUUUGAUGGGAUCGACAUUGAUUGGGAGUACCCUGCGGCAGGAGAUCGAGGUGGCACUGCCAGAGACACAGCUAAUCUCGUCACGCUAUUGAAGGAGCUUCGCGAGGAAGUCAAGACUUCCUGGGGAGUCACAGUUACACUUCCGUCAUCUUAUUGGUAUCUGAAAGGAUUUGAUCUCAAAGGCAUGGCUGAACAUCUUGAUUUCUUCAACUUCAUGGCUUAUGAUAUUCAUGGUACAUGGGACGGUAAAACCAAGUGGACCAGUGCGGUGGUCAACCCUCAUACGAAUUUGACUGAGGUAUCCAAUGGAUUGGAUCUUCUGUGGCGGAACAGCAUAGAUCCAAGCCAGGUUCUAUUGGGAUUGGGUUUCUAUGGAAGAUCUUUCACUUUGGACGACACUUCCUGUACGUCUCCGGGUUGUGCAUUUGACAAAGAUCAUAACAGCACUGGGGGAGCCGCUGCAGGCCAAUGUACUGGAACAAGUGGUAUUCUUUCUGAUUAUGAAAUAAAUCGCAUCAUAAAAAGCGAUGCCCCUGAAAUCAAGUACGAUGAAGCGGCUGCUGUCAACUGGAUGACCUGGAACAACGACCAAUGGGUUUCCUUCGACAAUGAACGCACGUUGAAACAAAAGGCCGACUUUGCAAAUUCUAGGUGUCUUGGGGGUCUUUUCAGUUGGGCGCUUGAUAUGGGCGGUCCUGGUUCUUUGAAAAACCCUAACUCUAUGGACCCCUCUGAUACUAGCAUGAAUGGUGCUGAUACAAAGGGUGGAAGUGAUGGAACAGGAAUUCUCAAAGUUGCUUCUGAGAUAUUUGACUCUGAUGACCAUGAGGUCACGGGUAUUGCCCCGGUCAAUGUUAUCUUUCCCUGGAUAACAUUGCCCACACCAACCACCAUCCCUGAAACUACGCUAUCUACCUCCGUCGAAGUAGCAUGGGAGACACCGAAGAUGGUGACGAGUGGAACCAUCACAACUGUCACAAGCACCAUCACUCGUUACGUUCAAGACACAGUCAUAACAGUCCCUCCACACACGGCUUAUUCUCAUGGCUUCUAUAACUGGAACAUUACCCAAUCCAAUGCUACGUUUCUCGUGGGCACGCUUUGGCCUAGUAUCCCCAUGCCUGUGGUCCAUAUCACUGAUGACCCCAACCCUUUGUUUGAAUCAGGCGUUUCUCACAAGCAAGUCACGAGAACUAUCAAUAUUCCACCCUGGCCCUGGCACACCGACAAUGAGAACCCCACCAGGAUUACUUUCACUCAGGGCAGUCCGCCCGGUCCAACUUGUACAGCAGACUGUGGCGAGGUGUGUACCAAAUUUUGCAACGGGCCUUGCCUCAACAACUGUGAUGAUCUUUCGUAUAGCGAUUUCAUUGACCCUCUUGAUGACCAUCCCCCAUCUGUGGCCGACUGUGUCGGUCCAGACUGCAAAAACGGGGAAUGCAAAGACAAGCUGUGCAUCGAGAAGGGCUGCAAAGGGAAAGGCUGUCAGGGAAGAAUCUGUACAGAUGAUAAGGAUUGCGAGCCAACUGGAUGCAGAGGUACUGAUUGUUACGAGGGUCAUUGCGAAGGCGAUGACUGUCAAGAUCAUGGAUGUACUGGUGAAGACUGCGACGAAAGCUCUGGAAGAUGCAUUGGAUUCAACUGUCUGGCUUGGGGAUGUAUUGGUCUUGACUGCCCUCCAUCUGGCUCUGGAAAGUUCACCUGCACUGGCCCCAAUUGCCGUGUUGUCAGCUGCGCUGGGCCUGACUGCGAUAAUGGCAUCUGCAAAGGAGAGGACUGCGAGCCAGAGGAUCGUGACUGCGAGGCUCAAGAGGCUGAGGUCUGUACAGACUGGAUCAGCAGCACACUGGUUACGCCAGCUUCAACUCACUCUACAGAAACCGUUACUACUGCUUGUAAGACAAUAACUGCUUGUGAAGCGACACCAACUACGACUACGAAGACAAUCACCGACGAUCAAUUCGUGGAAGCCACUGUCAGUAUAAUUGAGUACGCCCAGACGCUGCCAGCAGAUGUUUCAUCUGCAAUAGAAAGCGAAUUGAUGGCAUAUGCUUCUGAUUAUUGGUCAGCCGUUGGUUCCACAACUUCUACAAAGACUACGGCAACGACGACAACAAGUAGCGGUGGCUCUGAGCCAUCGAAGGCCGGCUACCCUAAUUCAUUCUUGAUCUUCAAAUAUCACGAGGAGAAGGAUUAUAUUGACGCCAGUCGCAAAGAUACAUACUCUUUCUACGGUGCCUACUAUGAUUACCGCCAGGAAAUGACCGAGGUUCAGGUGUGUGCUGGAGAGCGCAAGGUGGCUGGACCAGUUGAUGCAGAUGAACAUGAUAGUUAUCCUUCAUCUCUCAGUGGCUUUGACCUCGGCGAAUACACUGGGUGCAAAUAUACGUCGCCGAAUGGCCAUCCGGGACACGUCACUUGCGAAAACACACUGACAGAAUUCGAUUGUCUUGGCUUUGUGAAAGAGAAAGGUAAUCAUGUCGUGGAUUUUGGCUGUGGGACAUCAAUGGACAAAGCGGGUACGAAGACAUGGAAAUCCUACAACAAGGUGAUAGAAUGCUCUAUCAUCUGA